Molecule: messenger RNA, 744 nt
Organism: Saccharomycodes ludwigii
Lineage: Eukaryota; Fungi; Ascomycota; Saccharomycetes; Saccharomycodales; Saccharomycodaceae
Gene: ROX3
Product: Rox3p
Exons: 1
Coding region: 1-744 (247 amino acids)
Biological process (GO): regulation of transcription by RNA polymerase II
Cellular component (GO): core mediator complex; mediator complex
Molecular function (GO): transcription coregulator activity
Source: RefSeq, a predicted model, not a curated record
AUGACUGAAGAUACUAUACCAGCCUACUACUAUUACAUAGAUCCGCAAUCUACAGCCUAUUAUGAUGAACAACAAGCAACAACACCUCCACAGCCCAAUCCCAUGGAAGAUUUAAUUUCUCUAUAUGGACUAAAUGAUAUAGCAGACAAAGUAGUGAGAUACAAUUCCGAUGGAUCUAGAGCUAUAAAAUUAAGAAAAUCAUACAAGAAUCAAAUAAGUGAUGGUAUAGCUGGUAAAUGGAACAGUUCGAAUAUACCCACAAGAGCGAAAUUUGGAGAAAUAUCACCGCAUAUAUUCCACAUGAAUAACAUUACCGGUAAUACUAAUGGUGCGAAUAAUGGGUAUUGUUGCGAGAAUAGUUUUAACACAGAUGAACAGAAUAUCUUUAAACGUUGUGAUUGGGAUAUGUACUCCAGCGUGAUUCAACAAUUUGAUAGAGCGGGUGCUUUUAACGGAAAUGGAUCGAAUAUCAAUGGUAGCAAUAUAGGGUUUGGUGUGGACGACUUAGCAUUUGAUUUAGACGGAACGGGUAAUGUGAGCAACAUUAAUGGUAGCAAUAUUAAAAGAAAGAGGAAAAUGCAACAAAUGUCUGCGGGUACAAUGGAUAACAACGUUAGCACUGGUACUACAACAAAUAAUUCUCCAAUCGGAACAAACGGUAAUACGCCGAGUGACAGUACAGGUAAUAUUGUUAUGACCAGUACAUUGGAGACUGAUGAUGCUAAAAGGAGAAGAUUGGAGUAG